CGUGGCCUGGACAAGAUCCCACUGCGCAUCCUCCUCGGCUCCCCCACCCCUAGUCUGCAGUCCCAGCCCCAGAUUCUGCACCAGAGAACCUACCGCCCUCCUCUGCGGAUUUCCAGGUCUUCACUUGCCCACUGCCCCACCUCCUCUUCUUCCUCUUCAUUCUUCUCUCUUCCUCCCAGGUUUCCUCCACCCGCUCCUCCUGCAUUUCCUUUUCUGUUUUCACCUCUUCCUCCCCGUCUUUGUUCUUUUUCACCUCCCUGUUUUCCCUUUCUUCUCCGUUCUUUCCUGUCUUUUUCUCUUGCCGCUCAGAAUUCUCACAUCCUUCUCUUUUCCUUUAUCUCUUACCUUUCCCCCCAUUUGUCUCCCCUUCUUUCUUUCCUGUUCAUCUCUGUCCUCCACCUCUUCUCCCUUUCGGGGCUGUGCCCAGGCCUGACCAUGGGGAAAAACAAAUUAGUCUUCGCCCAGGGUUCCUGCUACUUCCUUGCCUUCCUGUUUAGCUUCAUCGUGGUGGUGCCACUGACUGAGAACUGCCAUGACUUCCACGGCCGCUGCUUGCUCUUCACUGAGGGCAUGUGGCUGAGCACCAAUCUGACCGUGCAGGAACAUCAGCGCUUCACGGUGCAGGAGUGGGGCUCACCCGCUGCCUGCCACUACUCUCUGCUCGCUGCCCUGCUCUCCCUGUCUGUGGCCAUCGGGUUAGCCUGGCGGUCGCUCUAUCUCCUGUGCAAGGGAUUCGACGAGACCUGCCUUGAAUCAUUUGCAGCUUUGAUGCUUAAUAUCUUCAUCCUCUUUGUAGUCUUCAUUGCCUGUACUAUCAUCAGUGUGGGAUUUGACAUGUGGUGUGAUGCCAUCACAGAGAAAGGCCGCAUGCCCAACAGCUGCGAAGAGCUUCAGAAUAUGGACUUGGAUUUGAACCCUGAAAACUCAGCCUUUUAUGACCAGUUUUCUCUCGCCCAGUUUGGUCUCUGGGCCACCUGGCUGGCCUGGCUGGGCAUCACCAUCUUGGCCUUCCUGAAGGUUUACCACAAUUACCGGCAGGAGGACCUGUUGGACAACCUCAUCCACGAGAAGGAGCUGCUGCUGGGCCGAGCCUCGUCGAGGACCUUUUUUCAAGAUGACAAGAGCGGCAUGAUCUAAUUCCAGGGCCACCCUCCUUCCCUCCCUCUCCCUGCACUACCCUCCCUUGUUCCCAUUUGUGCCCCAGGGGACCUGGCCUGGCCUUUCCCUGCUAGUGCUUGCUGAAGCAAAGUCGUUGCUAGUGUGAACUGAAAUUAGGUCUGGUUUCAAGCCGCCUAGUUCUGUAUCCAUCGAAGGUCUGUGAGGCUGUCCUGGGUAGUCUUGAGAGACUCUUCUGUGUCCUCCUCAUUCCCACUCUCAGUCGCUUCCCUUCCCUCCAGCCACUCUGUCAUCUUCUCUGGCCCUGGCAGUGCCAGUUUGGCCCAUCUUGGUGCCAAUGUUUUAGCUACAGGGCAAACUCAGAAAUUAAAGUGGCACUGGUGGCUGAAUUUUGCUCACUUAACUGAGCUAAUGUUGAACUUUGAGUGGCCUCUCAAGAAAGGGUUUGUGAAGUAAAUUGAUGAGCAAGAUUGUCAGAGGCAUGUUUAAACUACUUUCAGAAACAGAUAAUUUUAAAAGUACUUAAGCAAAUCAGUUUCAUUUCACUUAUUUCCUUUCACAUUGGCAGGACCAAUGCAGUGGAUGUUGCUAAGGCGAUUUUUGCUUGAAAACUUUUUGAUAGUAAAUUUGUAAUCACUUUUUGUGCUUGAGAAUAAUAUAAUCACCUCUUAAAAUUACUUAAUUUGAACUUCAAUCCCAUAGACAUUUAAUAAGCACUUAUUUAGAAAGGCAGCAUGGCAUAGUACUGAAUCAGAAGUCCGAAGUUUAAAUCAUGCCUCUGACAAUAAUUAGUCGUGUGACCCAGGGCAAGCCAUUUAGUGUCUCUGAAUCCUAAGCAACAGGUUACAAGUUCUCUACCAAGUUAUGGAUGUGCUCUGUGAUGGUGGUGGUGGUGGUGGUGGGAGGGAUGAGUUCCCACCCUCCAAAAAAUCACAGAUCCUUGAGGAAUGUGUAAGACAUAGGGCACAGACCCUGUUUUCAAGUAGUUUCUAACUUUUUUUGCUAGUUAAUUCAUUCAAAAAAUAUUUCUUGAGCACCUAUUAAGGAAUAGGUCUGAAUUAGUAAGCUUAUAUUCUGAUUAUUAGCUGUCUAGUCCAAUUACCUAAUUUAAAGCUUACCUUAUUUGGUGUUUAAAAUUGCUUUGUAAUUUGCCAAGUGGACCCAAGUCAUUUUUGCUGCAACUAUCCACCCAGCACCUCAAGGGCAAUUUUCAUUACUAAAUAUAAGUUGUUCAGUACCAAGAGGCAGCAUGGUAUGGUACAUAAAACAUUAGCCUUGAACUCACAAUGACCUGGGUUCAGAUCUUGCUUUAAACACUUGAGGGUGACACUGGAAAAGUCACUUAACCCAUCUGGGUCUCACUUGCCUCAUUUGUGAGGUGUGGGGUCUGGACUUGAUGACCUCUAAGGCCCCCUUUGGCUCUAAACCCAUGAUCCUUUGAACAAUGGGGAAUAUCUCUUGUUUCAAGUGAUAAAUAACUCCUAUCUCCUUACCCUCUGUGAGCAUCACUUGACCAACCCAGCAAACAGCUCCAUUUAGGAAGUGAGUUCUCUUUGGGGUUGACAUCUUCUCCAGUCCGUGGACCUAGGUCUUGCCUUAGACUCAGAUAAAAGGAACCAUUGAGGCUAUUUGAAAUAACAGACUAUCAACUUGGAGUCAGGAAACCUGGGUUCCAAUCUGUUCCUUAUUUGCCUGUGACCUUGGGUAAAUCAUCCCUUCCUCUAAGCCUCAGUUUCUUCCUCCAUAAAAUUAACAGACCCUAGCCCCUCCCCAACCUUAUCAUCACCAAUGUUCCCUUUUCCUUUAGUUGCUCCCUUUAAUUGCCCAGGAUUGCUGCUCCAAUUCUCCAAGUAGAAACAUCUGGAUAAUGGUCAUCAUGAAGGCCCAGCAUCCCUGUGUUUGGCAUCAUGCAGGCAAAACAUCUGGAUGUAUGGCAGGCAUUUGAUUUAAUGUUCAUAUGCUUUGGUAUUUCCUAGCCAGCAAAAGACUCCCAGUGGAUACCACAGUAACCCUUUCUUUGGGCUAUUGAAUUUGCUUUCCUUUGACAGCAUUAGAAAUUCAGGAAGUUUCCCAACUGGGUGAGUGAUUAUAUCUUCCAGUAUCAGACAAGUCCCUUAUUCUCUCUGUUUUCUCAUAUAUAAAAUGAGAAGUCGCACUCACUGAUCUCUCAGAUCCCUUCUCAUUCUAAAUCCUAGAAGUCUUUGGCUUUGUGACUGCCAUAGGGUCUGGGGUCUUAGAGUAGCCCCAAACCCUAGAGCAGCAGGCCCUGUAGCCCCCUGUCUUAGAGUAGGCUUCAUCUAAAUCUAAUAACAGAAGAUAAUAGUUGUGCAGAAGUAUCUCUGAUCCAAAUGAGAGCCACUGGAACAGGGAGGGGCCCAUAGACCUGCUUUGAUGGCUUCAAUCUUUUUCAUUUCCAAGAAUUUCCAGGCUCCUAAAAAACUCAGAAAUGUUACCCAGGCUUUUAUUCUAUGUUUCUUGGGGGGAUGUCGAAAUGACUACAGCAACAGCAACAGCAAGAAUAAAUCCCCCUUCUAUGGCAUUGUAAAGUUUGCAAAGUUCAUUCUCCACAAGGAUCCUAUGACAGUGAUGUCUAGGGUCCUUCCAGCCCCAAAGCCUACAGUCCCUUCUCUCUACCUUAAAGACGUGGAAACAGAUUCAGAGAGGGGUAAUGCCUCAUCCCAGAUCACACAGCCAAUUAAAAAAACAAGAUAUUAUUAAGCACCUGGUCAGGCCCCAUCUGACAUACUGUGUUCAAUUCUGGGUAAUACAGUGUAGGAAGGAGAUUGAUAAUGUGGCAUGCUUUGUUGAUAGAACAUAGACUUGUAUUCAGGAUAGACCUCAGUUCAAAUCUGGCCCCAGAUGCUUACUAGGUGUGUGACUUUGGGCAAAUCCCUUAACCUCUGUCUG
Phascolarctos cinereus (koala) is the source of this 4023-nucleotide messenger RNA. It is a transcript of the gene TMEM179, whose product is annotated as transmembrane protein 179. Lineage: Eukaryota; Metazoa; Chordata; Mammalia; Diprotodontia; Phascolarctidae. The record is from RefSeq and is a predicted model, not a curated record.